AUGACGGACAGGGAAGCAAGACCUUCCACGGACGAAGAGCACGCCCCGCUACUACGAAGUAGCGAAUACGACGAUAUACCCAAUGGAACCUCACACCCUAGCUUCGGCGAACGCGUCAACUCCAUCGCACAGGAGCCUCUCACUCCCCUGACCAAGAUCUUGCUCGUGCUCGGCCUUGUUCUCCUUCUCACGAGUUCGAUAUUCAUUGGUCUAUUUGCGGGUGCCCAACACAGGUUGAGCUUGGAGCGGGAGGAGGGAAAGCAUACAACGACAGUAACGAUUACAGCGACAGCGACAGCGACCACAACGUCUAAUUCCGUUUCUAUCACCACCUCGACUGCUAUCUCGACCACUACUCUCGUACCACCGCCUAUUCCAGUUCCAACUACUCUUCCUGAAGAGAAGCCAUGUCUCGAAUCCCACUGUAUUGUCCUCUCCGCUUCGAUCCUGUCUUCUUUGGACCCAUCCCAAGACCCUUGCGAGAACUUCUACAAUUUCGCCAAUGGUGGGUGGCUCAGGGCUCACCCUUUACCCGCCGACAAGAGCAGCUUCGGCAACUUCGAGUUCCUCUCUCAGCAGAAUCAGCAGGUCAUCCAGAGGAUAUUGGAAUCGAACUACUCAGUUGGGUCUGUCGAUGAUCAAAUUCUGACCAAGUUGCGCGACUUCUACACGUCUUGCUUGGAUGAAAGGCGCUUGAACGAGAUUGGAACCACGCCUCUAUUUCACCUCGUGCGCACCGUGAGGAAGUUGUAUAGUGGCAACGAUACAGACAUUACUGGACAGUCAACUUAUGGGAUAGACAAAAAGGUUCAGGGAUUGACGGCCGCGGUCGCAUUUUUGCAUUCUAGAAGGAUUGGGGCGUUGUUCGCAUUUGAAGUCGAAGGUGAUGUCGGCGUCGACCCUAACCACAUGAUUUUAUGGUUCAGUCAGCCAGAACUGGGUCUGCCGUCCAAGGAAUAUUAUGAAGAGAAAUCCACUCGUAAUGUCUACAAGCGAGUGGUCGAGAGGUUGCUCAUCGUCCUUGCCGAUGAAGACGAAGCAGAAUCACGAAAGCGAACCAUCUCUGCCCCAGAAUUCGUCGAUAACGAGGACCCCAACGUGUGGCCUCCAUGGCCCUGGCCGCCUUGGGGAGGUGAUGGCGACGACGACAAACCUACCACGCCGAUAAACCGUACAGAGGAGGCGAAGAAACUGGCGAAGAAAGUUGUCAAAUUCGAGCGCAAGUUGGCGAAAGCAAGCCUUGACCUAGACAUCCUGUACCAGGACCCCAUUGCGACCUACAACCCAGUACCUCUCUCUAACCUCGUUGAUGUUCUUCCAGAAAUCCACUUCCCAACUUAUUUCUCCACGUUCACACCUCGCUCAUUCCCUGAUCGUAUCGUCAUGACCUACCCGCAGUACGCUGCGUCUCUGUCGAAGAUUCUCAAUGAGACCGACUCUAAUGUCAUCGAGGCGUACCUCGUCGUUCGCGCUGCUCUAAACCUGUCUCCGUAUCUUGGGAUGGGUACAGAGGCAUGGCAGGCUCAUCGCACACUUUUGGAGACCCUGACGGGUAUCAAGAAAGGUGCUGUUGGCGAUAGGGCGGAGUAUUGUGUCAAUCAAGUGGAGAAUACGCUCGGGUUUGCUGCUGGCCGAUAUUUCGUCAAUGAGACCUUUGGAGGGGAUUCGAAGGUAAAGGGCACCAAAGUCAUUACAGACAUUGUCGAGGCCUUCAAAGAAUCUCUCAAAGAUAUUGAUUGGAUGGACAAGAAGUCCGCGAAGGCUGCAGCCGAGAAAGCCGACGCCAUUCGCGUGAAGGUCGGAUAUCCCAUCUCGCCUGACACCCGAGACCCUCGUUCGAUUGCGCGGUACUACGGCGCUGUCAAGGUUGACAAGAACGACUUCUUUGGUAACAUAUUGAGCUCAGCGACAAGCGACGAAUUUAAGAAAUGGCUCCAGCUCGGUCGGCGCCGAGAUCUCAACAGUUGGGAGAUGUAUCCGUCGAUGGUUAAUGCUUAUUUCAACCCGCCUUCGAACGAGAUCGUUUUUCCCGCCGGUAUUCUGCAGCCACCGUUCUUUGCCAAAGAAUGGCCCAACUACCUGGCUUAUGGAGCGUUUGGACAAGUUGCAUCUCACGAACUUACGCAUGCUUUCGAUUCCGCCGGCAGGCUCUACAAUCAAGAGGGCAAGCUUGUCCAAUGGUGGACAAACUACACUAGCAACGGGUUCCAGGUCAAGCAGGAUUGCAUUAUCAAACAGUAUUCCGCGUAUACCAUUGACGAUGGUAAAGGCGGCAAGAUUCAUGUCAACGGAAAUUUGACAUCUGGAGAAAACAUUGGCGAUACGGGCCUCAUCCAAGCAUAUCGGGCAUGGAAAACACAGUAUCAUGUCUCAGAGAAGGCUGGAACUGAGUACCUUCUCCCUGGUUUGAAAUUCACGAGGGACCAAUUGUUUUUCAUCUCCUUCGCGAGGAUAUGGGCUCGCGCCAUGAAGCCAGCUGCAGCAGUCCAGCGCAUCCGCACAGAUCCUCAUUCGCCGAGUCGGUAUCGGGUAGAUGGGACAGUCAGCAACAUCCCUGAGUUUGCGAAGGCGUUCAAGUGCUCCAAGAAAGCAAAGGCAAGUCAGAAGUGCUGA
Cyclocybe aegerita is the source of this 2613-nucleotide messenger RNA. Lineage: Eukaryota; Fungi; Basidiomycota; Agaricomycetes; Agaricales; Hemipholiotaceae. The record is from the annotation of a GenBank genome assembly.